CACGAUUUUCAAAGUUUUAAAUAAUCCUCUUCGCGAUCAAAAAAUCUUACCUAAACUAGAUGCAACGUUUUAGUAACUGCUAAAAUGGUACUGAAAACUUGUGUUUUUUAUUUUUUAUUAAUCUUUCAAUACUGUUAUGGUGUAACUGUACCGACUAGAACAUUAAUAGAUGGCAAUGAAAUACCUGUACUUGGAUUUGGCACUUAUUUGUUAACUUCAGAAGAUGUCAAAAUUGCCAUUCCGGCCGCUCUCAAAAAUGGUUACAGACAUAUCGAUACAGCAUUUGAUUAUCAAAAUGAAAAGGAUAUCGGAAAAGCUUUAAAGGAAUGGUUUUCUACAGGCGGAAAGCGCGAAGAUCUGUUUAUAACGUCAAAGUUGCCUACUCAAGCUAAUCGACCCUCAGAUGUGGCAGAGGCCGCAGAAAUGACUCUAAACAACUUAGGUCUUGAAUAUGUUGACAUGUAUUUAGUUCAUUUGCCAUUUACACUUCAAAGGACACCUGAUUUUCGACACUUGAAAUAUGAAAAUGGAACUUAUGCACUCGAUACGAGCACAGAUCAUAUUGCUGUUUGGAAAGAAAUGGAAAAGUUAGUAAAGGCUGGCAAAGCAAAAUCGAUUGGAUUGAGUAAUUUCAACAAAACUCAAGUACUAAGAGUAUGGGAAAAUUCUGAAAUCAAACCUAGUAAUCUUCAAAUAGAAACAAACGUUUAUAUACAACAAGAAGAAUUAUAUGAUCUUUGCAAAGAAUUGGGUAUUGUUAUCACAGGGUACAGUCCUCUCGGAUCAGCUGAUACAACUCAUUUAAGACGAAGGAAACGACAGACAGGUGGCAUGCCACCAGUUCUGGAACAUUCGGUAGUUCAGGGCAUAGCCAGAAAAUAUGGAAAAUCUCCUGCUCAAAUCGUGCUACGUUACAAACUGCAAAGAAACAUCGUCGCCAUCCCUAAGAGUAGGAAUCCAAACCAUAUUAAAGAGAAUAUCGAAGUCUUCGAUUUCCAAUUAUCCAGUUUCGAUAUGAGAAGAUUGAGAAAAUUAGAUCAAAAUGGCAGAUAUCGGAAGUUCGAUUUUUUGACUUUCAACGUUGAACAUCACCCGGAAUAUCCAUUCUCGUAUAGAAUACCUGACGCAAAUUAAAUAUUAGCAUCAUGACAAAUAUGAUUCGGAGCAUUUUAUACGAUACAGAUAAAAGUUUUCUUGUACAACCAGAUAAUAAUUAUGUACACGCCCUAUAAGCUUUUUCGAGGUCAAUUUUUAAUAAUUUUUCGAUCUUUGAACGAAUAAAAGCAAUGAUUUUCUCAAUAUUAGCACAAUAAA
Molecule: messenger RNA, 1314 nt
Organism: Nasonia vitripennis (jewel wasp)
Lineage: Eukaryota; Metazoa; Arthropoda; Insecta; Hymenoptera; Pteromalidae
Product: aldo-keto reductase family 1 member A1-like
Exons: 6
Coding region: 85-1134 (349 amino acids)
Cellular component (GO): cytosol
Molecular function (GO): aldose reductase (NADPH) activity
Source: RefSeq, a predicted model, not a curated record